Messenger RNA from Nomascus leucogenys (northern white-cheeked gibbon), 1111 nucleotides. RefSeq names its product glutathione S-transferase mu 5. The record is from RefSeq and is a predicted model, not a curated record. Lineage: Eukaryota; Metazoa; Chordata; Mammalia; Primates; Hylobatidae. Gene Ontology annotation, molecular function: glutathione transferase activity. Gene Ontology annotation, biological process: glutathione metabolic process.
GGUUGUGGCCUGUCUGCAGAAUCCGCACCAACCGGCACCAUGCCCAUGACACUGGGGUACUGGGACAUCCGCGGGCUGGUCCAUGCCACCCGCCUGCUCCUGGAAUACACAGACUCAAGCUAUGAGGAAAAGAAGUACUCUAGGGAAGAUGCUCCUGACUAUGACAGAAGCCAGUGGCUGAAUGAAAAAUUCAAGCUGGGCCUGGACUUUCCCAAUCUGCCCUACUUGAUUGAUGGGGCUCACAAGAUCACCCAGAGCAACGCCAUCCUGCGCUACAUUGCCCGCAAGCACAAUCUGUGUGGGGAGACAGAAGAGGAGAAGAUUCGUGUGGACAGUUUGGAGAACCAGACCAUGGACAACCAUAUGCAGCUGGCCAUGAUCUGCUACAACCCAGAAUUUGAGAAACUGAAGCCAAAGUACUUGGAGGAACUCCCUGAAAAGCUAAAGCUCUACUCAGAGUUUCUGGGGAAGCGGCCAUGGUUCGCAGGAAAUGAGAUCACCUUUGUGGAUUUCCUUGCCUAUGAUGUCCUUGACAUGAAGCGUAUAUUUGAGCCCAAGUGCUUGGACGCCUUCCCAAACUUGAAGGACUUCAUCUCCCGAUUUGAGGGUUUGAAGAAGAUCUCUGCCUACAUGAAGUCCAGCCAAUUCUUCCGAGGUCUUUUGUUUGGAAAGUCAGCUACGUGGAACAGCAAAUAGGGCCCUGUGAUGCCAGAAGAUGAGAGGGAGGAGCCGACCUUGCUGCCUGCGACCCUGGAGAACAGCCUGACUCCCUGGACCCGCUUCUUCCUUUUUCCUUCUUUCUGCUCUCUUCUCUUCCCCAAGGCCUCAUUGGCUUCCUUUCUUCUAACAUCAUCCCUUCCCGCAUCGAGGCUCUUUAAAGCUUCAGCUCCGCACUGUCCUCCAUCAAAGUCCCCCUCCUAACAUCUUCCUUUUCCUGCACUAACGCCAACCUGACUGCUUUUCCUGCCAGUGCUUUUCUCUUCUUUGAGAAGCCAGACUGAUCUCUGAGUUCCCUAGCACUGUCCUCAAAGACGAUCUGUAUGCCCUGCUCCGUUUGCUGGGUCCCUACCCCAGCUGUGUGAUGCCCAGUAAAGCCUGAACCGUGCCUGCC